This is a messenger RNA of Anopheles cruzii, 3744 nucleotides long. It is a transcript of the gene armi, whose product is annotated as probable RNA helicase armi. Gene Ontology annotation, molecular function: helicase activity. The transcript is spliced from 3 exons. Bases 57 to 3626 code for a protein of 1189 amino acids. The record is from RefSeq and is a predicted model, not a curated record. Lineage: Eukaryota; Metazoa; Arthropoda; Insecta; Diptera; Culicidae.
GACACCACCCUUUACGUUCGUUGCAGUCCACCUCACGGAAGUUUGUUUGAAGAAAAAUGUUUCGUUUGGGAAAGUGGGCUUUUCAGAAAGUGUUCCAAAGCUUGGGCACGGAUCACGAUGCGAUGCGCGAAGAAAUUCAACAAUUGCAACAACUUCUGUUGCAGCAGCAAUCGUUGGCGGCCCAAGAAAAGCUAGAAAAUGCCAGGUUGACUGAGCAAACAAAAAAAGCAGAAAAUAAGGAGACGGAUUGUUUCAAAAAAACUGGCAGAGUUACCAGUGUACAUCCGCAGAAUUUCAUCGUCGAUGGAAUCUACUACGUGCCGAAGCACUUGCUUAAACUUCUACCUAAUGUUGGUGUUCCCGUUGAAGAGAAUACGCGACUGGACCUGCUGGUUUAUCAAAAACUGGAUCCUACAACAAAUGAGUGUUCGACGAAGGUGGUAAAAAUUCUCGCCGUACACGAAGGUGACUGGGUGGUAGACGAAAUGACCGAGGAAACCUCCAUCAUCAAGAGCGAAGCGCGUUUGGAACACGAGAAUGGUGAACCGGUGUACUACGAUCGUACCGAACGCCACGAACCGGGCAAAGUUAUUAGCAAGGACCGCAACACAAUCACCGUGGAAACCAACACAAAUGAUGUAAUCAUUGUCGAGCGCGACAAAACGAGCAUCACGUUCGCCCCGGAAAUCGGAGACUACGUAAUCCUCUCGUGCGACGUCCAAGUAGACAGUGCUUACAUCGAUCUAAAGGGGGAAGUGCUGGACGUCAAGGCAGUCCGACCAUCUCGCAUGAUGUCCGGCACCGGUAACGUAGUAGUAGCCAGCGAGAACGGUGGGGAAAUACGUUCCAAAGACGAAUACUUUUUUUACCACGUCGCUUCGUUGGUCGCAAACUACAGCCCGAAGGUUGGUGACACGGUGCAGUAUCAGGCCGUCGAGAAUGAUACUGUCGGACGCCGUUGCACGAGCGUGAAACUUGUUGGUGCAUCCCUCCAACACCAAAACGAUGGGAGGGCAAGUGGUCCAAAAAAGGACACUCCAUUUCGUCAGCCCAUGCGUCAGCCUACCAACGAUCUGUACGAAGAUAAGCACGGUUUGCGAUUGACUGGAGAGUUUGAUGUCGAAUUUAAGGACAUUAAUGAGAUGACCGUGCGCACGAUAACGAUUCGAAACGAGUCGGACAAAAAGCACAAGAUAGAGAAACUCAUGCUGCCAGUAAACACGUCACAGCUUCGCUUAAUCGAGCCGUUCGCUCACAGCCUUAUUUGGCUGUUUCCGGGCGAAACGGCCGACUAUCGCUUCGAAAUCACCGGCAACUUAUACGGGCGUAGCCAGGAGAAGUGUGUAUGGUGUUUCGGGGGCAAUUUCCGCAUUGGGCGAUCGUUCCUGAUACGCAUCAGCGAUGAGGACGUGUUCCCUUCGUCGGGGAUUUCAAACGUACCGCGAACAGAUACCUUUUUCAAGCGCAAGCUGGCCGCUUUGAACACUUCCCAAAGGAAGGCGACCUUCAUACCCGGAAGAAAGAUAACCAAAACACCGAACUUCGUAGCGAAGCAGAUUCCUCACUUUGAGGUGCCGUCUGAAUUGUUCGAGCUGGUUACAGGUACAGAACAUGAUUCGGAAAUUAAGGAAUGUCUCUACGCACCACCGUACAACUUGAAAGACCCACUAACAGCUGCCAACUACCGGCGACACUUCCACACGUUCCUGCAUCUCGAAGAGAUUCACCAACGGAUCGAGUUUCGGAAGUAUGACCAAGAGAAGGCCACGUUUGUACGCCACGAGCAGUUUUUGGCUCUGUCCGUGCCGGGCGUUCACGAGUCACGGAGCUCGUUGAUUGUUGGCAACAUGGCAUACGCGAAGGCACCCGAAGGCAGGAUCGAUCAGAGCGUUUUUCAAGGCAUCAUACAUAAAGUGUUGCGUGAUCAGGUGUACCUGUUGUUCAAUACCGCAUUUCAUCAGAACUACAACGGGGAAUCUUAUCAGGUUCAUUUUGAUUUUGGGCGAGGAGUGUUCCGCAAGCAGCACCAUGCACUGGAGGAAAUAACGAAGGUGAUGGGAACCGAUUACUUGUUCCCACAGCGUAUCCAGUUCAACGAACCGAAACUGGAUGUGCAUCUGAGCGAGAGAGAAGAGUUGGUGUUAAUGGACGGCGAUGAAGGGAGGAUACUUCCAUGGCGCAACGAUAAAUUGAACGUAUACCAGAAGGAGGCCAUCGUGAACGUGUUGCGUGCCGAAGCUCGCCCCUUUCCGUACAUUAUCUUUGGACCUCCCGGAACGGGUAAAACGCUCACGACAGUGGAACUUAUCACUCAGCUAGUGGCUAACAUGCCGGACUGCAGGAUCAUCGUCACCACACCUUCAAACAGUGCUGCAUAUCUCAUUACGGAGCGCCUUGCACAAACCGGUCUGCUGAAGCCCGGAGAGUUCAUACGGCUCGUCAGCAACACUCAGGUCGAGCAGGAACAAAUUCCUCCCGCCCUUGCCGGUUACUGCGCCACAGUAAGCAUCAGUGACGAGAGAAAUUCCGUAGGAGAGGACAUUAUAACCACCGCGAGUGGAUUGCGCAUGAAGCUGCAGGCGAAGCACAUCGGUUGCAAUCGGGUAACGAUCAGCACCUGCAACGGCAUCGGUAUGCUGCUUAAUCUACGCUUUCCCCCGAACCACUUUACGCACAUUAUCGUCGACGAGGCGGGUCAGUGUCUCGAACCGGAAUCACUCAUUCCGAUUUGUCUAACUAACCGCACCACCGGCACGGUGGUACUCGUUGGCGAUCCGCAGCAGCUCGGGGCCGUCACCAUGAACCGGUACGCAAAAGACCACUUCGGCACAUCGCUCGUGGAGCGAUUGCUGGAGUGCACACCAGUCUAUAGUGUAGACAAGCUCCGGUUUCCCGAGACGGAUGGGUAUGAUCCGCGGCUGGUCAGCAAGUUGCGCAUCAACUAUCGCUCAAUUCCGUCGGUGCUGUCCGUAUACAAUGAGUUGUUCUACGGUGGCAAGCUGAUUCCGUUUCUCUCGGAGGACUCUGCUUCGGACACGAAGCUGCUCGGCAUCCUGCACCGCAUUCUAAACGUGAAGCGUGAAACGCCCGACUGCGGGGUAUUUUUCCACGGCGUCGAAGGAAAAAACCUUCAGUCAGGUGACAGCCCCUCGUGGUAUAAUCCGCCCGAAGCGAAAGCCGUGUUCUGGCUGGUAGAGAAUCUGUUGCGCAAGGGUUAUGAACCACAAGAUAUCGGCGUCAUUACGCCGUACACGAUGCAGAUAACUUGCAUCUUGCGCAUUUUUAGUGUAGCCCAGUUGACCGCUCCGAAAGUCGGCACUGUCGAAGAAUUUCAGGGACAGGAGCGAAACAUUAUUAUUGUGUCGACCGUUCGCUCAUCAUCGAUCGGUAUUGUGCGGGAUAGGCAGACAGCACUGGGCUUUGUGGCGAACGAAAAGCGAAUCAACGUGGCUAUUUCACGUGCCAAGAGCGCGUUGAUUGUUGUCGGCAAUCCGAAGCUGCUGUGCCUGGACCCGAUUUGGAAGCAGAUCAUUGACCGUGCCAUCAACAACGGUACAUACACCGGAAUUCUGUGCAAGGAAACCACUAAGUGGAAAGACGAUGUUCGUACAAGCGAAGGUCUGUAGGAACGGUAAAACAUAUUUUUAAAACAAACCUUAACAUACUGUGAACUUUUGCGUUUUAUUAAUUUUUCCAACUAUGAAGUAUGAAAUAAAACAUGUGUUGUAUCAAAUGCGACCGGAA